GCAUACUCUCUCUAUACAAAGCCUAUCCAGAAGUCUCCUCAGGAUGACAGAGAUUACAGACUCAUCCGACUAGACAAUGGUUUGCAGGCAAUGUUGGUUCAAGAUAUCAAGGCAGACAAGUCUGCCGCAAGCUUGGAUGUAGCUGUUGGACAUCUGGACGAUCCUGUUGACAUGCCUGGUCUUGCGCACUUCUGUGAACAUCUGUUGUUCAUGGGGACCGAACAAUUCCCGAAGGAAAAUGAAUAUUCUGAGUAUUUGUCGAAAAACAAUGGAUCGUCAAACGCAUUUACAGCCUCGCAUAACACAAAUUACUAUUUCAACGUCGCCACGCCGAUGCUGCAAGGCGCCCUCGAACGCUUUUCUGCAUUCUUCCACAGCCCGCUUUUCUCUCCGUCCUGCACUAUGCGAGAGCUCAACGCCGUCGACUCCGAGAAUAAGAAGAACUUGCAAAAUGACAUGUGGCGCAUCUUCCAGUUGAACAAAUACCUCACCAAACCUGGUCAUCCGUGGAGCAAAUUCGGUACCGGCAACAAAGAGAGCUUGACGCAAGCAGGUAAGGAUGCCAAAGCCAAGGGUUUACUCAACGGCGCGAAUGGCAAAAAAAGUGUCACUGGUAACACUCUUGCGCCGUCCCCAAUCCCGUCUCGCGUUGCAUCACCUGCCCUAUCCACAAAUUCUGCGACCAGUGAAACGGAAGCGGACGGUGGCUUUGUCGGACAGGAGACCCGUCGUAGGCUCAUUGAGUGGUGGACCAAAGAAUAUUGUGCUGGCCGCAUGAGAGUUUGCGUAUUAGGCAAGGAAUCUCUGGAUGAGCUCUCGGAGAUGGUUGUCGACCUGUUUUCUCCAAUCAAGAAUAACGGACGGGACCCAUUACCUAUGAUUCAAGAUCACCCUUUCGGUACGAAUGAGAAAGGCAAACUGAUAUCUGUUCAAACUGUCAUGGACUUUCAUGCAAUAGAGAUAUCGUUCCCGUUCCAAUAUCAACCUCCAUUAUGGCGCCACAAGCCUGGACAGCUUCUCGCUGAUCUUGUAGGACAUGAAGGGCCGGGAUCUCUACAUUCGUACCUGAAGAACAAAGGCUGGGUUACUGCUAUCCAUAGCGGACCUCAAGAGCUUGGUCGAGGGUUUGAGAUGUUCAAAAUCACGCUGUAUUUGACUGAAGAUGGCUUCAAAAACCACAGGGCAUGUGCACUUGCGGCAUUCAACUACCUUUCUUUAUUACGCUCACAGCCACUUCCUGCAUGGUUCCAACGAGAACGAAGUCUCAUCUCCAACAUCCGUUUCCGUUUCCUAGAAAAACGGCGCCCCGACAACUUUGCAGUAUCAGUUUCUGAGCAUCUCGCAUGUCCUAUACCUCGCGACCUGACCAUCAAAGCGGCUCAUGUUGUUUGGGAAUGGGAUGCUGAAGGCGAGGCAGAAAAGAAAGCGCAGCAAGCGUUAGAGGGUCUGAGAGUCGGAGAAGGUCGCGCUGUAUUGAUGGCGAAGAAAGAAGAUCAUGAGCGUAUCACAGGAAAGAAGGAGUGGCAGAAAGAGCCAUGGUAUGGAACGGAGUUUAGAGUUGAGAACUUCGACGAAGAGUUUGUCAAAUUGGCUGAAGGCCCUAAUGUCGUCCCAGAACUGCACCUCCCGCGACUGAAUGAUUUUAUACCGCAAAAUUUGGACGUCGACAAGCGAGAAGUUGCCGAACCACAGCCACGCCCUCACCUCGUUCGCGAGACUGCUCUUUCGAGUUUAUGGCAUAAGAAAGAUGACCGCUUCUGGGUCCCAAAAGCCUAUGUCAUGGUGGAUAUUCGGACCCCUGUAGCAAACGAAUCACCCUUGGCAUCCGUCUUGACCCGCAUCUACGCCGAGCUUGUGACCGAUUCACUCUCCGAGUAUGCGUACGCCGCAGAGUUGGCUGGCCUGGGUUCCAAUGUCGCAGUAUCGACACUUGGCAUAUAUGUUUCCGUCAGCGGUUACAAUGAUAAAUUGCACGUCCUCCUGCGGGAUGUCCUAGAACGACUGAAGAAUGUCCAAAUCAAGGCGGAUAGGUUAGAAGUCAUGAAGGAACAGGCAAAAAGGGAGUGGCAAAACUUUUUCCUCGGACAGAGUUACCGUGUUUCGGACUACUUCACUCGUUACCUGAUGAUUGAGCAGCAAUGGACGAUAGCAGAGAAGCUGCAAGUCAUCGAUUCUGUUACUGUCGAGCAGGUAGAAGAGCAUAUGAAGAAGCUUCUAUCAAGAACCUACUCUCGAAUCCUGGUCGAAGGUAACAUAUAUAAAGAUGAGGCUGCUGACCUCGCAAAGAUGUCAGAAGACAUCAUCAGCUCGUCGCCGAUGCCUCCGUCUGAGAUGGUCGACUUGUCACUUCAGUUACCCGAAGGCUCCAACUACGUUUGGUCGAUACCGGUUCCAAACCCGAACGAACCGAACUCUUCCCUCAGCUAUUACGUGCACUUUGGACCGCUGAUUGACCCGCGUCUCCGGGUCGUUUCCGUGCUCCUGACACAGAUCCUCUCUGAGCCCGCUUUCAACAUCUUGCGUACCAAGGAGCAACUGGGCUACAUCGUCUCGGCAUCGCAAUGGGUCGCGCCUGGCGCGAACGAAUCAGGUCUGCGCAUCGUUGUUCAGAGCGAGAGAGGUCCCGUAUAUUUGGAAGAGCGCAUCGAAGCGUUUUUGGAACACAUGAAGGGUGUGAUCGAGGCGAUGAGCGAGGACGAAUUCUUAGAACAGAAAGCAGGGCUCGAGCGACGAUGGACGGAGGCCCCGAAGAACCUGUCAGAGGAGGUAAACAGACAUUGGGCCCAUAUCGAUUCCGGAUACCUUGACUUCCUCCGCCGCUCUAAGGACGUCGCUGAGCUGGCGACUGUCACAAAGGACGAAGUCCUCGCGAUCUUCCUGUCGCAUGUUCAUCCGUCAUCCACAACACGGUCCAAACUCUCCGUCCACAGCCGCUCUCAGCAACCGCGGCCGAAGCACGUCAGCAUCGCCGCGGCCGAGGCGUUCGAGCGCCUCGUGCAAGAGGCAGGUAUUGCUGUGGACGGGAUCAGCUGGAGAGAGGACUUCGCGGCCGACGCCGAGCCCCUUGCCAGCGACUUCACGAAGCACUGGGAAGGGGAGGCGGUGGAGAAACUGCUUGUGGCACUGCCCGAGCUUUUGGAGAUGCACCCUGCCCGCGCGGACUCGGAGGGUGCGUUGAGAGACGGCGUGAUUCAUAUCGAGGAUCCGAAAGCGUUCAGGGCAUCGUUGAAGGUGUCUGAACCCCCGAAACCACUGGUAGAAUGGGGUGACUUGCCCACGUCUAGAUUCUGAUGUUCUGAAUCGCCGUUGGGGUCGCUACCUAGUAUAAUAUCAUAUACACAGAGCACUUGUAUCAUCUACUCGUCAUCCUCCUUCACUGAUAUACUGAGCCUUCGGUCUUGAGUUCCAUACAAUCAUAUCAUAUCGUCUCGUUUCGCCGUGUU
Heterobasidion irregulare TC 32-1 is the source of this 3443-nucleotide messenger RNA. Its product is annotated as Metallo peptidase M16B. Gene Ontology annotation, molecular function: metal ion binding; metalloendopeptidase activity. NCBI's taxonomy places the organism in Eukaryota, Fungi, Basidiomycota, Agaricomycetes, Russulales, Bondarzewiaceae. Bases 91 to 3291 code for a protein of 1066 amino acids. Gene Ontology annotation, biological process: peptide catabolic process. The transcript has 16 exons. Gene Ontology annotation, cellular component: mitochondrion; cytosol. The record is from RefSeq and is a predicted model, not a curated record.